Gopherus evgoodei (Goodes thornscrub tortoise) is the source of this 3570-nucleotide messenger RNA. RefSeq names its product neurturin (gene NRTN). The coding region runs from base 211 to 867 and encodes 218 amino acids. Gene Ontology annotation, molecular function: glial cell-derived neurotrophic factor receptor binding; growth factor activity; receptor tyrosine kinase binding. The transcript is spliced from 3 exons. Lineage: Eukaryota; Metazoa; Chordata; Testudines; Testudinidae. The record is from RefSeq and is a predicted model, not a curated record.
CCUGGCGUGAGGAGUUAACCGGCCGGGUGGGGACUGGUCCUUGCGCUGCCUGGCUCCCUCCAUGGAGGGCGUGGACCCGGGGGACUUGACCCUGCUCUUCAUGGCUCGGGAGCGGAGAGAUUUGUCUCCCUUGGGACUCAACAGGAGACGCAACUGAGGAGUCUGGAUUGGCCGGGCUUAAAGAGUUUCAAUGUUCUGACUUGCUCUAAGAUGAAGGUAUGGAAGUUUGCAGCCAUUGCCUCGAUGCUCCUCAGUUCCAUGUUGUCCAUUUUAGUUUGUAGAGACAUGCUCAACGGAAGCCGGAAAUACAGCCCCUUCCCUUCCUCGCCAUCAAGGUCAGCCUCCUCUUCUGCCUUGCCUGUAGGCCAGCGGAGAUCCCCACGAGCCCUGGAGCACCGUGACCCACUGAUCUCUCAAUACAGUACCUUGUUUGAAAGCUACACGGAGGGGGAAAUCCGACAGCUGAUCUCCACGCUGGUCGAGAGGUACAGCCAGUCCAUGAACUCCGGGGGGCAUGAGCUGCCGCUCUUCCCCAAGCCUGGGAACCGCAUGAAGCGAGCCCGGGCCCGUCACAAACCCUGCGCCCUGAAGGAGCUGGAGGUGAGCGUCAGCGAGCUGGGCCUGGGCUACGAGUCAGACGAGAUCGUACUGUUCCGCUACUGCAGCGGCACGUGCGAGACGGCCGUCAGGAACUACGACCUCUCCCUGAAGAACAUGAGGCUUAAGAAGAAGAUCAAAAAGGAGAAGGUCAGAGCCCGGCCUUGCUGCAGGCCUCUCGCGUACGACGACGAUGUCUCCUUCCUGGACACUUACAACCGCUACUACACCGUCAACGAGCUGUCGGCCAAGGAAUGUGGCUGCGUGUGAAGCGGGGAAAGGGAACCUGGGAAGGUUGAUGUCUGUAAGGCAGUGCCCCAAAAGCCAAAAGCGCGAGGGCCUAAAGGAAUAUUGCUGCGCUCCGAGAGUGAAAGGAACUAAGAGGGGACCCAGGCUCAGAGAGUCAAGAAGGCAACUGUUUCCAAGUCUACCUCAGUUCUGUGGUUGGACUCUAGGGGCAACAGGGAAACUCUUGAUGCCGGGUUGUGCUUUGAGAGAAAUCGAGGAGCCUUUCGACACUUGGACAGGUGCCUCCACGCUCCCCCCACCGGCCUGGUGCCCCUGAGCGUUGGGAUGCUCUAAGAAAGAGGAGCUGGGGAAUGGAGAAGAAGGAGGAAACACCUACUGAUUUCCACAAGGAUGCCGGCAUCCGUCAUGCCAGCCUGGCAUCCACAUGUGCUUUUAUUUUAAUGCUCACACAAAGGGAUUUAGCAGGAAAGCUUUGCCGGCCAAGUAUUUCAAAUCCAAAAGGUGCCACUCGUCCUUGUCUUUGGAUGCAAUUGGAUGACCAGCUCCGGAACUGCGAUCCAGUUGGAAAGGAGGCGUCAGAUUGACAUCCACAUUCCUAGUCCUACGAAAACUGAGGCCUCUCCUCAGAGGCUCCCCUCCGAGACGGAUUGCGGCCUAAAGAGAAUUGCACCAGGGCACCAAGUUCAUGUGGAUGGAACCUUUUUGGGUGCGAAUAAAUGACUGAACAGUCAAGAAAUAUUCUUUUAUAUCCUAAGAUCAUAUCUUACCCUUAUUUUAUUGUAGACAUGCAGUAUAUUCAUGCUCUGUAAAUAUACAGGAAUAUAUAGAGAUAUAGAUAUAGAUAUUGGUGGCAAUCGCAGGCAUACAGAAUAGUAUCAUUCCUUCACAGCUGUUACGCCAACAUUCUAGUGAGGUCAAUGAACAAUUAAUUAUUGGAUGCUUCCCUCCCCCCAUCCCAGCCAUUCUAUUGACCUGGGCCGGGAGAGUGAUCUUAACAUACCUAUCCGGUUGGUGGGUUUAAACAGAGAGAGGGCAAGGAAGAGGAUUGGCGUGAGGCAUGGGGAUGAUGAGAAUUUCAAAGCUGCCUUAAUUUUAAUGGGAACUGGGUGUUCUGAUGUCCUAGGCAGCCUUGAAAAUCUCCAUGUUCCGCAUCAGUCAUAUGGACAUUCAGGUAGUCAGGAAAUGUGAUCGUUGAGAAGGAAUUUCCCAUGUUUCUGUUGCUUUGAGCACUCCUUUGCUUUCCAUCUGGCAGGCCUUCUGUCCUGCUGAAAUAAACCAUCAUGCCGCUCCUUGGACUAGCUUUGCAGGGACACUGCUAUAAUAGAGUUACUGGUGUCUAUGCUCCAGCAGGGUCUACACACUUCAUUAGACACAGAGGGCAGGUCUACGCUACAAACUUGCAGGUGCGCUGCUGUCGCGCUUCUAGUGAAGACACUCUAAGCUAACGGCAGAGAGUUCUCCCAUCAGCUUAAUAAUUCCACGUCCGCGAGAGGUGGUAGUGAUGUCUGGCUACAUGGGGGGUUGUCAGUAUAACUACGUUGCUCAGGAACAUGGAUUUUUCACAUCCCUGAGCAAUGAAGUUAUACUGAAGAAAGCGUGUAGCGUAGACCUGGCCUAAGACUUGGGUUUGCAAAGGAGUCAAAGGCCUUGUCUACGCUUUAAGGUCAUAUCGCUUUGACUAUACUGGUGUAAUUAAAACGGUCCAACUUCCCUGUUGUGGACACGUUUAUAUUGGUAUAAAGGUGCUUAUAUUAGUUUAGGGAUGGAGAAUAAACUAUAAAGCAACUUUUAUACUAGUAUAACUGUGUCCACACUAGGAGCUCUACUGGUAUAACUGUACUGGUCAGAAAUCACACUCCUAACCCAAAUAGUUAUACCCGUCCAAAAUCUGUGUGUAGGCCACACUUAAGGGAGUUAGGCACCCAAAUUCCAUUGAGUUCUGUGCAGUGGAGAUGAUUAGUCAGUAAGGCUGAGAGUGUUGAUGCUGCUUGGGGCUUCCUGUUCAUUUUGAUUGGGAUUUGGGCAUCAAACGCCUUUGAAAAUACCAGCCUCGGGCUCCGCUUUCCCAAAGACUGGGGUGGCUGUUGAACCCAGCCUUCCACUUGGCUGUGCAAAAAACUGGGGGUGCUGCUCCAGCCUGGGCCGUCCUGUGAAGGGGAAAGGAGUUCUCUGGCAUUCGUACACAACUUUACUUCAAAUGUGGCUUUUUAAUGGACAAACGUUUGGUGUUUCCACCCUCCUUAGGGCCCGAUCCAAUUCCCGCUGAGAUCGGCAGAAAGCCUCCCAUCUCACAAGAGCUGGUGUAGGCCUUCAGAUCCAUUCUAAUCACCUCUUCCUUGCCCAUUCAUUGGAACGAUCUCUUUCCCAUUUUCCCUCUCAUCAGCUUUUUGUCUUAAGGCUCAUGCCAACCUACGGUAACUGGAUCAACUCUCCAUUUCCUCCACCGUUGCUGGUGUCGGCUCACAUGACCAGGUUGUCCUCGGUGCACCUUGUAAAAUGGUUUAGAAACACUCUGGAGUAUGAGAGAUGGGUGUUUCCAUAGGAUGGCGUUUUAGUCUGAGGGCUAGGGAUACAUUGGGUUGUGAUACAGUGGAAGACCAGAGUGAUAAAAUUAGGAUACAUAUCAGCAAUAACAUCCUAUCUGGAGCUGUAAUAGAAGUUCAGUGGCAGAUCAGAAGGGCCAGAUCCCAAUCCAGAAGCAGUUGAAAUCAACAUGUCCAUCAG